CUCACAUUCCGAACGAACCGAACGGUUCAGCGCAUUCGGUUUAUUAAAUAAAUUUUAAAAAAAAUGUGCUAAUGUGACAUCAGAUUUUAAAAGAAUAUUUUUUAUUAAAAUUGUCUUUGUUAGAUCUGUGCAAUAUAAAGCAUUUGUUUUUAAAAUAAUAAUGGCCGGUUCGAUUUCCCGCGUUAUUUUUAUUCUGUGCUGUUUCGUUACGAGUGAACAACAAAAUAUUUUGAAGAAAGAUGCAUUUGACAGUGUGCCGCAGCUCAUAAUGUCAGCCGGUUAUCCAGUAGAGAAGCACCGAGUAACCACUACGGAUGGUUAUAUUCUGCAACUGCACAGGAUACCGGCUGGUAAGAGGACGGCCAGGAAGACAUUCAGCGCCAAGGGCAAAAAGACAGUGCUGAUAGGUCAUGGACUACUGGGGAGUAGCAGUGACUUCGUUAUGAUGGGACCAGAUAGGAGUUUAGCUUAUAGUUUAGCGGACGAAGGCUACGACGUUUGGCUCGCAAAUCUCCGAGGCACCAUUUAUAGCUCUCACCAAAACUACACGAAAAAUAACCCUAAAUUUUGGGAAUUCAGUUUCCACGAACAUGGUAAAUACGAUCUACCAGCUUCUAUUGAUAAAGUGCUCAGCGUCACUGGUGUCUCCAAAAUCAUGUACAUCGGUUACUCGAUGGGGACGACGACUUUUUUCGUGAUGGCAUCAGAACGACCGGAAUACAAUGAUAAAAUUAUAUCUUUCGUCGCACUCGCACCAGCUGUAUACUUUGCCAACAUUAAACCAAUUGCAGAAUGGCUUUUAAAGAGUUUAAAAAUAUUGGAUCAAUUGCGAGUCCAAGGGAUACAGUAUCUGAACGUUCGGCAAGAUGUUCGCGAAAUGAUUAUCCAAAGCAUGUGCUACACGCAAAAGCCACAAGAUAACAUCUGCGCAAGAAUAAUCUAUAUGUUUGUUGGAAACGAUGAGGAACAAUAUAAUCAGGACAUAACCGCACUAUUCUUGGCAAGAUUUCAGCCCGCUUCAUUUCGUCAAUUUGAACAUUUUGGGAAAAUUGCCAUGACAGAUGUGUUCACUUCAUGGGAGGACGGUUUAUGGGGUAGCGUGAGAAAAUACAAACUAUCCAAUGUAAGAGUACCCGUCACAUUGCUUUAUGGUGAAAACGAUCAACUGACGGAGAAAUCGCAAGUUCUACGUCUAGCUGAAGAGUUGAACGCCACUGGAGUGCUGGAAGAUGUUCGACCAGCUAGUUCCUGGUCCAAGUUCAAUCAUCUUGAUUUUGUCUUCGCAAAGGACGUUGCAUCCAUAUUUAACAAACCUCUUCUCACGACUAUUAAAUCAUUGUUUUAUAAAUAUGGGUAAUAACUAUGGAGUUAUACCUAAUAUGGG
Messenger RNA from Vanessa tameamea, 1384 nucleotides. RefSeq names its product lipase 3-like. The transcript has 8 exons. The record is from RefSeq and is a predicted model, not a curated record. Gene Ontology annotation, biological process: lipid metabolic process. Lineage: Eukaryota; Metazoa; Arthropoda; Insecta; Lepidoptera; Nymphalidae. Bases 161 to 1357 code for a protein of 398 amino acids. Gene Ontology annotation, molecular function: hydrolase activity, acting on ester bonds.